CCCCCUUCGUACCAUUCUUCCAUCACCCGCCGGAUACUCAAGCAUCGUCCUCGCAUUCCUCAAGCACAAGCGGAACCACAGCAACACUAAGCUCUACUCUGCAUUGACCUCCGUACAUCAAGAUGGCUCCUGCUCAGGAGGAGCGCAUCCCAAUCAAAUCGGCCGCUGACUUGGCCUACUACUUCCAGACUAUCCAAGAUGCUCUGGCAGAGAAGGAGACCGAAGACUCGUGGCAGCGCUUGGACAGAGCACUGGCCAAACUGGAGGCAGUGGCAAAAGGAGGAGGAUACAAGUUCGACGAGUUUGUGUACCACAUGAAGAGCGUCGCAGAGCCCUUGACGAGCGCACUUCUGUCAGAGCGUACAAGACUUUCCGGAACCGCUGGCGAUGUUCUUGCGUCGGUAGCUCCUCGAAUGGCUGAGCGCUUCGAGCCCCUUGUCAACGUCUACGUUCCUCCUCUUCUCCAGAUCUGUGCAAGGACCAACAAAGUAGCUCUCAAGCGGGCAGAGAAGUGUCUUCAGCUCGUCGCCCGUCAUUGCAAGCUACCGAACAUCCUUCCCCUGCUGAGGGAAGCCAGCAAAGACAAGUACGCUGGUCUGCGUGCCGUAUCGGUGGCUUGCAUGGUCACCCUCUUCGAGUCGGGAGCUAGUGACAGGCUGUAUAGGAAAGCAGCAGAGGUGGAAGCAAUGAUUGCAUCGAUGGCAAAAGACUCGAACCCUGAGGUACGACAGAACUGCAAGAAACUGUUUCAGGUAUACAUUGAUCUCUGGCCGGAGAGAGUGGAAAGGUGAGUGACAAGAUAGACAGCAGGAAGAGGCAGUAUGUGGGCAAUGUGACUGACGAAUCUUGUCUAUCUUCUCUCUCAUCAGCUAUACCGCUCCGUUGACGCCGACGACCAGACGAUACCUUUCGUUGCCCAAGACGGGACCUUUGCACGUUGAGAUUCCUUCAGAAAGGCCAGUGGCCCCUGCUCCUAGGGCUGAG
Microstroma glucosiphilum is the source of this 984-nucleotide messenger RNA. RefSeq lists its product as hypothetical. Gene Ontology annotation, cellular component: microtubule organizing center; mitotic spindle midzone; mitotic spindle. Bases 123 to 791 code for a protein of 222 amino acids. Gene Ontology annotation, molecular function: microtubule binding. The record is from RefSeq and is a predicted model, not a curated record. Gene Ontology annotation, biological process: mitotic spindle assembly. The transcript has 2 exons. Lineage: Eukaryota; Fungi; Basidiomycota; Exobasidiomycetes; Microstromatales; Microstromataceae.